Prorocentrum cordatum is the source of this 1020-nucleotide messenger RNA. The record is from the annotation of a GenBank genome assembly. NCBI's taxonomy places the organism in Eukaryota, Dinophyceae, Prorocentrales, Prorocentraceae.
GGCGCGCCGCUGCGGCAGCGGCUCCAGACGUCCCGGUGGACCUCGGUCGGCAUCUGCGCCUUCGUGCUCCUGGGGCACGCCAGGCGCUGGGCGACUGAAGACGCGGCCGAGGACGAGCACCAGGCCAGUUCCGCUCCGGAGGCCCCGUUGAGGCGGCUGCGAGAGGCAGCUGGCGGCUCGAGUGUCGGCGACAAGUACCCGCCCGACCUGGUCCUCACCAAGCCCUACAGGGACGAUCCCAACCGGUGGCUGGUGAUCCUGCAUGUCAUAGGCAUCGGGUAUAUGCUGCUCGGCCUGAACACGGUCUGCGACGUAUACUUCACGGGGGCCCUGGAGGAAAUGGUCGAGAACUGGGAUGUGCAGGACGACGUCGCGGGCGCAACCUUCAUGGCUGCAGGCGGCUCAGCACCCGAGUUCUUCACUGCGCUCAUCGGCACGACCAUUGUGGAGAACGACGUAGGAUUUGGAACGAUCGUGGGGUCUGCCGUGUUCAACGUUCUGUUCGUCAUCGGCCUCUGUGGCUGGGUGGCGCCCACCGCGAUGGAACUGACCUGGUGGCCGCUCUUCAGGGACUGUUCCUACUAUCCCGGUUGCUUGCAGCACGUUCCGGCAGCGUGCCAGCAGCGCAGCAUUCUGUAUGGCGACCCGUCUUGGAGUGCCACGAAGGCCGUAUGCAGCAUGGGACCCAUGCCGAUUCUGUCGAUGCAACAUAUGUUGAACAUGUUCUCCCCUUUGCUGUCCCCCCCUUUCGCCCGGCCUGCUUCUCGCUCGUGGCGGCACGUGCGCACCCCGGAGGGCCUCUGUGGCCCAGCCCGGGGCCACGGGGCCGCAGCGCUGCGCGCAGGGCUGCUGCACGUGCGCGCCCCGCGCUGCCAGACCUCAAGGGUCGUGCGCCUGCUCACGGCGUGGCCCCCAACCUCUCGACCCACCCUGGAGGUAGUUCUCGUCUCGCAGGUCGUUGGUGGCUGGUCUGCUCGAGGACGGCCCCGGAGGAUGGCGCGACCUCGGGCAAAAGUUUAA